AUGCUUCAACCGAGGAUAGCUCUCCGCCGGGCGUGUGCUAGCUGUCAGAGCAUAGUACCGUCACUAUCACGAACCUACGCUCAAGUCGUUGAUCCUCUUGCCCCGUCUCAGAGCAUCGAUUUGUCGGCCCCAGGGGUGAAAUCAGUCCCGCAAGACAGAUUACAACCUGUAUUUGGAGAAUCUGCUUUGCGUCGAUACACUCCUCGCACGCCUGGUAUCCGCCAUCUUGUCAGACCUAUCAACGACCAUAUAUGGCGCGGCCGACCUGUAUUCAAACUGACCACACCGAAAAAGGGACAUGCGAGAGGUGGUAGAAACCACACCGGUCGAGUCGUGGUUCGACACAGAGGUGGAGGCCACAAGCGAAGAUUAAGGACCGUCGACUUCAUGAGAGAAGAUGGAGGCAGGCAUAUUGUUGAGCGAAUUGAGCACGACCCUGGCAGGACAGCACACAUUGCGCUUGUCCGCCACGAGCAGACUCAGAAGCUGAGUUACAUUCUGGCUGCGGAGGGCAUGCGUGCCGGUGAUGUUGUCGAGAGCUAUCGAUCAGGUCUUCCUCAAGAACUUCUUGACGGAAUGGGAGGUGAUAUUGACCGUGGUCUGAUCGCCUCAAAGACUGCGCACCGAGGUAACUGUCUGAAGUUGGGCAUGAUCCCAGUCGGAACACCUAUCUUCAACAUUACACCAGACAAGGCGUCUAUUGGCAAGAUCUGUCGCAGCGCCGGCACUCACGGCGUCAUCAUCGCCAAGGGUGAAGAUGAGGUACAGAAGGAGAUGCUCAAAUUCAUCAGCGAUCAAGGAGCUGUCACCUCGGAUGGUGGCAAUAUGCAGCUCUCAGCUCUGACACCCGAACAACUAACGCGCUACGAGAAGGCAGCCCAGUUCGUGACUGUAAAGCUAUCCAGCGGCGAGAUCCGCCUCGUCGACAAAGAUGCAGUGGCUACCAUCGGGGUCGCCUCCAACGCCAAUUUCAAGUACACUUCUCUAGGCAAAGCUGGUCGCAAGCGAUGGUUGGGCAUUCGUCCGACCGUGCGAGGUGUCGCUAUGAACGCCGUUGAUCAUCCUCACGGCGGUGGUCGCGGUAAAGGCAAGGGCAAUAACGAUCCCGUCAGUCCAUGGGGCAAGCCUGCCAAGUCUGGUUUCAAAACUCGACCGAGGAGCAAGGUCAACAAGCUCGUCGUGCAGGAACGACCACGAAACCAGGGCAAGCGCAGGAGAGGCAAAUAG
Molecule: messenger RNA, 1227 nt
Organism: Cyphellophora europaea CBS 101466
Lineage: Eukaryota; Fungi; Ascomycota; Eurotiomycetes; Chaetothyriales; Cyphellophoraceae
Exons: 2
Coding region: 1-1227 (408 amino acids)
Biological process (GO): cytoplasmic translation
Cellular component (GO): ribosome
Molecular function (GO): RNA binding; structural constituent of ribosome
Source: RefSeq, a predicted model, not a curated record